GGCAGAGUGGUGCCGACGGCCGCCGACGCUGCUCGUGCCGACCGGCCGCUCUGUCUGACCCGGGCGCGCUGGACGGGACGCAGACGGAUGCGGCUCGGGGUCCUGUCAGUGCCGCUGUCUGUGGGUGCUGUGCUGCCGCCGCCGACGGCGACGGACCGACGCGGGACGGCGGAGCCCACUGGCAGACAUGGAGCAGGCGAAAGUCGCCCCUCAACACCGGCUGAAGGCAGCUCCGUGCCGGUCUCGCCUGCGCGUCCGCCGUCCGCGGUUCCUGCGCGCCGGUUAUCUGAGGAACGCUGCCAGUUUUCUGGCGUUCACGGCGCUGUACGCGGGCACAAACCUGGCGCUGUUCGGGUGGCGCGUCUGGCAGUACCGUGACCGGGCGCUGCUCGAACAGAUGGCCCGCGGCACAGGUUUCUGUCUGAAUUUCGACUGCGCCAUGGUGCUGGUGCUCGUUCUGCGCCGGAUGCUCACCUGGCUUCGCUCCCGUCACGUGGGGCAACUGCUGCCCCUGGAACAUCACAUCUACCUGCACAAGAUGGCCGGCUGGUCGGUCUACAUCCUCAGCGCGGCGCACACCCUUUUCCACAUGGCCAACUUUGUGAACAUGUCGCAGAGCUCGGGGGUCACGGUGCAGGACUACCUAUUCGACACGUCCAUGGGCAUCGGCUGGUUCGCCGGCUCUGCCAACAUCACCGGCCUGGCGCUGCUCGUCAUCCUCACCAUUAUGGUCAUCUGCUCGCACCGCGCCGUCAGAAAGUCCGGAUACUUUGAGAUAUUCUACUGGACGCACCUGCUCAGUAUCCCCACCUGGGUGCUGCUCAUCCUGCACUCGCCCAACUUUUGGAAGUGGUUCCUGGUGCCGGGCGCCCUGUUUGCACUGGAAGUGGCCUGUCGGGUCAGCCGGGUCUGCAGCGACCGGGGCAGGUCGACCGUCACCGCCGCCACCCUGCUGCCGAGCGAGGUGGUGCGACUGACGGUGUCCCGACCGCCCGACUUCGUGUUCCGGCCCGGCGACUUUUGCUACGUCAACAUCCCGGCCGUGGCCAAGUACGAGUGGCAUCCGUUCACCAUCAGCAGCUCGCCAGAGAACGAAGACCAGAUCACCUUCCACGUGCGGGCUGUUGGAGAGUGGACCCGCAGUCUGCACGACAAGGUGCUGGAGGCGUGUCUCAAAUCCUUCCUCUACGACCAGUUCGUACUGAUGAAGGCCACCGCGACGCCCCACCCGGGCCCCAGCGACCUGGUCUGCCCGCAGCUGGCGCCACCUACACCGGCGACGGUAGCGCCACCGCCAGCGCAGCGGAAGUCGGGUGUAACAGCCGUGACGCCCGAGCAGCUGCAGCGCCUGGAGUGGCUGCGGCAGGCACAGGCCGAGUCGGCCCCUCACGGGUUCUCCUGUCAAAACCCGGCGGCGGACGGUCCGAGUGGCCUCCACAAUGCCGGGUUUGUGGGCGACGAGCGCGUCGAUCCGGUCAGGACGGUGUCGGCGCAGGUGUCGGAGGCGACGGUCGGUGCCGGCGGCUGCGGCGGCGGGUCGGCCAAACGGAGAGAGGCAGAGGGUCCGGCCAAGCGGAGAGAGGCAGAGGGGUCGGCCAAGCGGAUAGAGGCAGAGGGCUGCCAGCGGCCGGCGCCCGGUCCGGGGACGGUGGCCGGCUGCAGGACCGGCUCCGUCAGAGAGGCCGGCGCCGUCCAUAAACAGCACUCGCUUCAGAAGGGCACCGUCGAUAAACUCAGCUGGAAGAUAAUCCUGGACGGUCCGUACGGGGCGCCGUCGACCAGUGUGUUUCACGCGCAACACGCCGUGCUGGUGGGCGGCGGUAUCGGCGUCACGCCGUUCGCGUCGGUGCUGCACUGCAUCAUGGACCGGUAUAACGCGGCGCACCGGCCCUGUCCUCACUGCCUGGUUCCCACCUGCCUGGAAAUGCCAUCGUCAAUGCUCAAACUGAAAAAGGUGGACUUUGUGUGGGUGAACCGCGACAUGCGCAGCUUCGAGUGGUUCCUGGAGCUGCUGCACCAGCUGCGCGAGUCGCAGCAGCGGCGUGGCAGCCAGCUGGACAGCUUCCUCACCAUGCAGCUGCACAAGACGUCCUCACUGCCCAUCGUCGGCGCCGUGCCGCUGCGCAACGAGGUCAAACAGGGACGGCCCGACUGGGACAAGGUGUUUGGCCAGAUCCGGGACCGGCGGCGCGGCAAGGUGACGGUGUUCUUCUGCGGCCCGCCGGCGCUCGGCCGCGUCAUCAGGGAGAAGGCGGCCAAGUUCGGCUUUGGCUUCGUCAAGGAGAUGUUCUGAGCGCGCCGUUGCCGCUGUCGCUCCGUCCCGUGCCAUACCAGUACCGUUCCUCGGACAGGGGGCCGCCCGGCGCCCGCUGUCCGGAGCGAGCGCCGCCGUCAGGGUACGAACUGAACUCACCGGCAGCAGAGAACAGGAAACCAAAUAGGAUCGUGUGCCGAAUUCCCGUGGCCCUGCGCCGGACAGAGGGCAGCCCGAGAGAGGCCCGUGCUGCCGAGCGCUACCGAGAGCUCGGUUUGUCCACUCGGUACCCGUCUAGUACCCUCUGGUACCACCGGGUACAGGCUGGUACCGGUUUCAAGUGCGCGUCCCGGCCGUCGAGCUGAGUCAUUGACUGUGACCGCGUGUGACUGACCGAUUGUGACUGAGUGAGUGACUGGGCGCCGUGCGCCCGAUAAGUGAGUGCAUUGUGCGCGAGGCCGUGCGUUGGUCGUCCCGAGACCGGCUCCGGGGCCUUAGUGUGACGCCGUCUGCCGUACGGCGAGAGUGGGACCACUAAGUUAAUUAUUUGAGCAGCUGAACUCUGUGCCUAGUGACUGUCGUGAAGUGUAGUAUUGUAUGUGUAUUCGUGUAUCGUAUUCCUGUGAUAAAUAAUACAUGUGCGUUCAGUAA
Molecule: messenger RNA, 2905 nt
Organism: Amphibalanus amphitrite
Lineage: Eukaryota; Metazoa; Arthropoda; Thecostraca; Balanomorpha; Balanidae
Product: NADPH oxidase 5-like
Exons: 11
Coding region: 188-2293 (701 amino acids)
Biological process (GO): superoxide anion generation; defense response
Cellular component (GO): plasma membrane; NADPH oxidase complex
Molecular function (GO): superoxide-generating NAD(P)H oxidase activity
Source: RefSeq, a predicted model, not a curated record